AUGUCCGCUAUAGUUGAGAUGUGCCACGCUGUGGUCGCUUGUGGUGUCCUGAGACGUUUCAGUGCGGACGAUGCCCAAGUGACAUUUGAAGUCACUGCCGGCUUGGCAACAGGCGCAGUCGCCUGGAUCAAGUGCUUCGCUCGAUCCCAGCACCGCUUGGAGCAUGACCACAUCCUGGAUCUGGCAAAAUCCUGUCUUCACAUCGCCAAGAUGAACAUCAUCGGAGAUGCCACGCCGCGGGUGUGCUUCCGCUUCUUCGGGGGUUUGCCGCCAUCUCUCGCGGCAGCUGUCGCGGAACUCGGCAUUGAUGUCGCAGAGGGUGCAGUGCCGCCACAAGAUCCGUCAAGGACAACAGCGGACUCCAUUAACCUGGACACGACUACUCUGAUCGCAUUGACUUCGAACUUGUCUCAUGGACAGGUUGGCUGGACCUUCAAAGAUGCAGAGCUCGAGAAGCAGGCGGCAAUGGAAGCCGAGGCCCGCGCCCAAGAGGAGCCUGUCCUGCGGCAGCUUGCAUCAAUCCUCGGGGGCCGGCGGCUUGUGGUUUCUUCCACAGCCCUCGAAACCUACAAAGAGCUGAUCGAGAAAAUGGCCGGUGGCUACGCAACUCGGCGUCCAGAUGAACGGAAGCGUGCUGACGAGAUCGUCGCUGCACUCACCGUUGCUGAAGCAGAGCGGCCUGAUGGAUUCUUGACGUCUCGGAAGGUCUCGGAAGACAUGCUCAAGGUUAUCGGCGUUGGGCUUAAGCAUGGAAUCCCAACCUGUAUGGCAAACACCAAGGCAAUGAGAUCGAUCCAAGACCAGAGGCAAGGAGUCCACAUUUUGCAACACAUGCCACGUGCUCUUACCGAAGGCACACAAAGCAAAAAGACUUCGAAAAGGAACGAUCGUCGUCAUCCUAUCCAGGCUGAAGAGCUGCAGAAACUGUUCGACUACAUCCUCGGUGUAGGUGAUUCGCCAGGAGGGGCUCCAGUCGUGGAGAGCACUGACCCCGCGGAUUCCCUCUCAGAGGCGGUCGACGCUCAGGAGGAUGGAGAGGAUGGAGCAGACGCAUCCGGAUCUGAGUUGAAUGAUCCGCGCAGUCUCGAUGCCGGCCCUCCGCUGGAUCUUACCAGCGUAUGUGCUUGCAUUCUUGCAGAUGAGACAUUCCGUGAGAAAUGUACGCAGUGCCUUGGAGAGCUCAAACAGGCUUGCAAAGACGCCUUUUCAGGACCCGAGUUUCAGAUGAAGCCGUUCGACUGGUGCCCUGAGCCAGUCUUGACAGCCUUUGGCUCCACAGUGCAGGGCACAGCCAUCAAGACGUCAGAUCUCGACGUUCGCUUGUCCUUCGAGCAGUUUGAAGUAAGGGCCAAGGACAGACAAGUCCUCUACCUCACCACACUCUCGAAGCUUCAUGGAACUGCCUUCGAGCUCGAUCAGUUGAUUGCAACCGCGAGCUUGCCACUGCUGCGCCUCUGGUAUCGCCAACUCCAGGUGGACAUUACAAUGGGGCUCACAGAUGAUCUGGAGGUGGACAAGGUUCUGGCGACAAUCCUCGAUUCGGCGGCGCCUGCCGUACGUAACAUGGUGUGCAUGGCCAAGGCUUUCGCUAAAACCAACGAUCUCCUCAACGCCUACUCGGGCUACUUGAAUGCGGUGUCCUGGGUUUGCUUAUGCAUCGCUUUCCUCAAAGAGGAAUGUGAUGAUGCCCUGCAAACCAUCCCGCUUGAUGUUUGCACCUUCUCCAGGUUUCUGCAGUUCGUUGCCAAGAGCUGCCGGCGACAGCGCCACAUAUCGCUGGGGACGAGCAGAUCGAAGGGUGCGCGGCAUGGCCGAGCCACGCUCUUUAUCGAGCAUCCGACGAAUCCACACAGGAACCUGGCACAGUGCCUGCGACAAAGCCCUGCCAAGAAGACCGCUGAAGCAUGCGAGCGAGCGGCGAAGCAACUUCGCGGUUGCCCCAAUGCAGGAACCCUCGAAGAGACCCUGCGAGGUCUGCUUGGCGUAAGGAAACGGAAGGCCGACCCGGAGAAGGAGAGCAACGGAGCAGCCUGCGAGCCUGAACGCGAAAGGCUGCUGCGACCGCGGCGCUUCGUCAGGCACAAAAUCGGAGCAAAGCGUCCUGUCCGAUUUGCUUCAAUCAAGAAUGUCUGUGUUCUGCAGGCAGAGCUGGAGCAACAAAAGGCCGCCAGCAACAGCACAGCCGAUUCCCAGCAGGCCACAGCGAAAGAAUUGGAGACGACGGCGUCUGAGCUGAAAUCAGCCCGAGCAGAAGCAGACAAGGUGAAGGAAGAGUUUGAGGCGCUCAAGGAACGCCUGGAUGUGGCUCAGAGGAGUGCAGAAGAGGUCGAGCUGAAACGCUCGCAGGCAGAGGAAAAGCUGGCCGCUGAACAGCAGCGGUUAAUUGCUGUGCAGGAAGAACUUGACAUGCACAAGGAAAGCGCGCAGAAGCUUCAAGCUGAAUUCGAUGCGCAAAAGGAAAGCCUACAGACAGCACACAGGAGUACCGAUGAGACUGACAAGAAACGAACGGUAGCGGAGGAGCAACUCGCAGCGGAGCAGCAGAAAUUGCAGACUGUGCAAGCCGAGCUCGAUGCACAAAAGGAAAGCUUGAAAGAAGCCCAGAGGAAUGCACAUGAGCUGGAAGUCAAGCGGUCACAGGCAGAGGCGCAGCUGGCAACACAGCAGCAACGCCUGCAGAGU
Messenger RNA from Symbiodinium necroappetens, 2682 nucleotides. Lineage: Eukaryota; Dinophyceae; Suessiales; Symbiodiniaceae. The record is from the annotation of a GenBank genome assembly.